Belonocnema kinseyi is the source of this 2205-nucleotide messenger RNA. RefSeq lists its product as uncharacterized. NCBI's taxonomy places the organism in Eukaryota, Metazoa, Arthropoda, Insecta, Hymenoptera, Cynipidae. The transcript is spliced from 3 exons. The record is from RefSeq and is a predicted model, not a curated record. Bases 1516 to 1953 code for a protein of 145 amino acids.
UUAGAUAACCUGAUAUUUAUAUUCUCAAAUUUCAGUUAAGGAGGUGAUACAUUCGAUUUUAAUAAUAUUUUAUUUAAGAAUCCCUUUUAAUUAAGAAUAACAAGCAUAAAUUAACAUGGGUCCGAUCGGGGCCAGUCAUGGUUAUCUCUUUGCGCAGCGCUUGAGCCCCGAUCGGGCAUCGCGUUUCAUUUCGAGUCUGGCCCCAUCUAGAUGGCCUGAUUUGGGCCAAACUCUGCCCGGUCUGACCCCGGUCAGAUCCAAAUUAGAAUUUCUGCACGGGACGUUGAAUAAGUGAUUAAAUCAUUCAUUUGUACUUUCUAUAUUUUUUUAAUCAUCAGCAUAUCAUAAACAUUAUAUUUUUAUUGACAAAUUUCAAUUUUUUAUUUUCAUGUACGAGUUGUUAAAUGGUUUUUUUAAAAACUUAACAGAACUUGUUGUGAAUUCAAUCUCGGAAGUUAUCACUUCGUUUGUAAUUGUACAAUUAGUUGGUGUGCUGAUUUAAUUAAUGAUUUUUGUUAUAUUUAAAUGUGUGUUCUUUUUAAAUUAUGUCCUUAAUGAGCCGACAAUACAAUUUUCAAAGAAUCCUCUGACAUUUUACUUCGAGAAUUUUCUGGGGCAAUUCGAGGGUCGUGGACUUGUAGUUUUUUAUGUAUAUUUCUAGUAAAAAACGAAAAUAGAGAUAUAAAAUAAAAGAAAACAAGAUAUCAUGGUUGAUUUAAAACAUCAAAUUCUAAUUAUUUUGAAUGAUAAAGUUAAUUAAGAAGCAGAUUCACUGUAAGUGUGGCAUUAAUUUUUUGCUUGCCUUUUUUCAUUUUCAAAUACAAAUAACUGUCAAUAAUUCGACGUUUGUCGAGAGAUUAAUGGACCUUAGUUUUGAAACAUAAAUUAAGAAAGAUAACAAUAAUAGCUACAUAUAUGUAUAUAUUUUAAAUGAACAUUAAAAUACAUUAAUAUGAAGAUUAACAUAGUAUUUCUUUAUUAAUUUAAGGACUAUAAUGUAAGCAUGUAAAGUCUCGAUUUUAGUGGAGGUUUUGUACACGUGCCACACUUAUCAUUAAUGACACAAAAUCUCGAACUUUUGAGAUACAACGAAAUAAAAUAAAAAGUUCAUCUUCGUUCUGAUGUUUGCUAAUUAAAUGAGGGGACAAUUAAAAACAGAAGGACCAAUAAUAAUUUUGGCUUAAUAUUUAAAAAACAAGAAUUUUCUCAAAUAUUUCAAAUAACAUUAAUCAAAGUAUAAAUUUUGAAUUUUGUGUCGCAUUUACGUAUAUUGACCAAAUACUUUAUCUUAUCUGGACUGUAAUAACGUCGAACAGUUUCGUAAUUUAAUCAGACAUAAACGCGCAAAACUUUUUAUAGAUGUUUAUUCAUGUAUUUCCUCAUUUUUUAGAUUACCUCAGGAGGUACCUAUAAUAAUCACUUCGAAAAAAUAGAAAUUCUGUUAUUCAGUAAAAAAUAAUUUUUCUCUAUAUAAGAAAUACUUUUCAGUUUUACUAAGUAAGAAAACAAUAAAAAAUGAAGUUCGCAAUUCCUCUGUUGUCCUUACUUAUUAUCUCAGGUUUUCCUGGCAACAACUUGGGCCGUAAAGUAGAAAUAAUGGAUCCUAUUAACUCGGCUCUUUUAAGACAGUACAGUUCAGUUUGCUAUGUAAACGGCAAACGUGCCGGUACAGAAAGGGAUAGAUUAAUUGCAGCUUGUCGUAAAUUGCAAACAAAAAUAAGAGAUACAGCGAAUACUAAAAAAACAACAGCACACGACUUAAUGAAGCCGAUGUGCCUACAGAGUAGCACUAUUAAAUCUUUAUCACAAGAUUUAGUCAAUAAUGUCUGCAUUUCGAAAAAGCAAUCAUCACAAAUUGUACUCGAUCUUGUUAAAGAUAUUUGUGACACGAUUUUGACACUGAUUAUAGGUGGAGGUCCAGGAAUUGAGUUAGUCAUUGGUAAUCACUACUGAGGAAGAACCUUGAAGUAACCAUUUAAAAAAGUACACUGCUCGAAUACAUUUAUUGUUAAAAUUUUAAAUAGACAUUCUUGAAUAUAUCCUCAGCAAUUAUUUAAAUAUUAUUGAGAAUUAGGUUUAAAGAAAAAGAGAAAAAGCGACAGAGAAAAAUAAUCUUUUCGAUAAUAUGUGUAGGUUAAGCCUGCUAUGGUGAGAUCCCAAGCUUAAAUAUUAUUUUUAGAAAAUAAAAGCUUUUGAAACAUUUUA